Molecule: messenger RNA, 324 nt
Organism: Perkinsus marinus ATCC 50983
Lineage: Eukaryota; Perkinsozoa; Perkinsida; Perkinsidae
Exons: 2
Coding region: 1-324 (107 amino acids)
Biological process (GO): proteolysis
Molecular function (GO): serine-type carboxypeptidase activity
Source: RefSeq, a predicted model, not a curated record
AUGGGACUUAAAGUACUUAUCUAUGCUGGUGACCAAGACUAUCCUUGUAACUGGCUCGGCAAUAAAGCAUGGACCGAGAAGCUCCUGUGGGGUCAUAAGGACGACUUUCAAGUAGCCCCUUAUCAGGAGUUCAUCGCCCCUGCUGUUGGACUCGGCGACAAUUCUAUUUCCGAGAUCGUCGUGGGCUCCAUGCGACAGUAUAAAAACUUUGCGUUCCUCCGUGUGUCGAAUGCUGGCCAUAUGGUCCCCAAGGAUAAACCAGUCGAAAGUCUGCAUAUGUUCAAACAGUUCUUGAAUGGCCGUGUGCCCGAGGCCGUUCCCUGA